CCAGCCCCUGGGCGCGGCCUGCAGGGGGCAGGCGAUCGCGCGGGGAAGCGGGGGCAGGACGAGGCCGGAGCGGUGCCGGCUCUGCAGCUGCCUACAGCCGCAGGGUGUCCUUGCCGCGCCUCUGCGGGGUGAGCCUUCCUCGGCCCGCGCGGACUGCGCGCUACACUUCGUCGCUGACAUGUGUGCCACCCGGAUGCCUCCCUUGGUGCACAUCUUCCGAGGGACGUUCGUCCACUCCACCUGGACCUGCCCCAUGGAGGUGCUGCGGGAUCACCUCCUCGGUGUGAGCGACAGCGGCAAAAUAGUGUUUUUGGAAGAAGCAUCCCAACAAGAAAAGCUGGCCAAAGAAUGGUGUUUCAAGCCUUGUGAAAUAAGAGAACUGAGUCACCAUGAGUUCUUCAUGCCUGGGCUGGUAGAUACACACAUCCAUGCCCCACAGUACUCUUUUGCUGGUAGUAAUGUGGACCUGCCACUUUUGGAGUGGCUGACCAAGUACACAUUUCCUGUGGAACACAAAUUCCAGAGCAUUGACUAUGCUGAAGAAAUAUACACCAGAGUUGUUAGGAGAACUCUAAAGAAUGGAACAACCACAGCUUGUUACUUUGGAACAAUUCACACUGACUCAUCGCUGCUUCUUGCGGAAAUUACAGAUAAAUUUGGCCAGCGGUCAUUUGUGGGCAAGGUCUGCAUGGAUUUGAAUGACACUGUUCCAGAGUACAAGGAAACCACUGAGGAUUCAGUUAAGGAAACAGAGAGAUUUGUGUCAGAAAUGCUCCAAAGGAACUAUUCUAGAGUGCAGCCCAUAGUAACACCACGUUUUCCCCUUUCCUGCUCUGAGACUUUGUUGGGUGAACUUGGAAACAUUGCCAAGAUCCAUGAUUUGCACAUUCAGAGCCAUAUAAGUGAAAAUCGUGAUGAAGUUAAAGCUGUGAAAAACCUAUACCCUGGUUAUAAAAACUACACAGAUGUGUAUGAUAAAAAUAAUCUCCUGACAAAUAAGACUGUGAUGGCUCAUGGCUGCUACCUUUCUGAAGAAGAACUGGAUAUAUUCAGGGAACGAGGAGCAUCUAUCUCACAUUGUCCCAAUUCUAACUUAUCGCUCAGCAGUGGCCUUCUCAAUGUGCAAGAGGUCCUGAAACAUGAAGUGAAGAUAGGACUGGGUACAGAUGUGGCUGGUGGUUAUUCAUCUUCCAUGCUUGAUGCAAUCAGAAGAGCAGUGAUGGUUUCCAAUACCCUUUCAAUUAAUAAGAUAAAUGCAAAAAGCCUCACCCUCAAAGAGGUCUUCAGACUAGCUACUCUUGGAGGCAGCCAAGCCCUGGGGCUGGAGAGGGAGAUUGGAAAUUUUGAAGUGGGCAAGGAAUUUGAUGCUCUUCUGAUCAACCCCAAAGCAUCUGACUCUCCUAUUGACCUGUUUUAUGGGGAUUUUGUUGGUGAUAUUUCUGAGGCUGUUAUCCAGAAGUUCCUCUAUCUAGGAGAUGACCGAAAUAUUGAGGAGGUUUAUGUGGGCGGAAAGCAGGUGGUUCCCUUUUCAAGCUCAGUGUAAGACCCUCAGCAUCUACGAGUUCUCCUGGGAUAAUGUGGUUCUGCAUCUCCUUUGUGCCCAGGUGGAGUUAGAAAGUCAAAAAAUAGUACCUUGUUCUUGGGAUGACUGUCUCCUUCUAAUCUAGUUACAGUAUUCACUGGACAAAUUGUUCAAAGGAAGCUGCGCUAAUUCUCAACUCUCUGGGAGGAUUAAAAAUUUCUCCUUUUUGAGCUGUUCAGUUUUACCUUAAAGCUCAAAUUUAAGGGAAUGUUAUUACAGAUGGUGUUAAGAGAAUUAAAUAAAAUCUUUUUAACAUUUGGAAAUGUGAAGAGAAAAGAUAUUCCUAUAAGGUUAGAUAUUUUGAGCUGGUAAUGUGAAAAUUGGGAAACAAAAAAUGAACCAGUGAGUAUAUUUUAUGAAAGAGUAAGAGUUGACUAUGAACAAACAUUGGAAAGUCACUUCAGACCAUGUUUGAUAAUUAUAUACUGAGCGUACUAAUUUAAAAAGAGAACUUGUUGAAUUUUAAAAUGUAUUUCUAGAUCGACCUUGUGUUCUGGAAAUUUGCACUUACUGGAAUUUGUGUUUCAGAGA
Phacochoerus africanus (Common warthog) is the source of this 2113-nucleotide messenger RNA. RefSeq names its product guanine deaminase (gene GDA). Gene Ontology annotation, molecular function: guanine deaminase activity; zinc ion binding. NCBI's taxonomy places the organism in Eukaryota, Metazoa, Chordata, Mammalia, Artiodactyla, Suidae. The record is from RefSeq and is a predicted model, not a curated record. The coding region runs from base 179 to 1543 and encodes 454 amino acids. The transcript has 14 exons. Gene Ontology annotation, biological process: guanine catabolic process. Gene Ontology annotation, cellular component: cytosol.